GCGUCGAUGGUGUCUUGCUCUCGCAGCUAGCUCGCUCAAUACGUACACGUACACACGCACUCAAUUUACUUUCGGCAGACGAUCCUGACUUGAGAAGUUUAUCACCAUGAAAUGACCGUGAACUUGUGCUGGAAAUAUUCUUGCCAAAAUGUCGACCGCAAAUUUAUCUUUUGAAGAAUGUGAACUGACACAGUGUGGAGAAGAAACAUGUCGGGAUAGAUAUUGGUAUGUUUUCUUGAGUUCUAGUUUGAUAACUUUUUUCGGCGGCUUGUUGGGAAUUUUGGUUGUUCGACUCGCGGUGCUACUGGGAUGCAGGCGACGGGUGUCGGACAGUCACCGGGCCAGCUCCACGAGCAAUGUGGCGAUGGAACGCCCGGGGAUGGUCCAGAAAAAUGAGGAUGUCCCAUGGAUGACAGCAAUUCGUGAAUACUCGGCGAGUUUGAUAUCUGCCCAAACGAAGAGUGGAAAGUGCCUGCUGGUCGUUCAUUUUACCCUUAGUAUGGGUUCCCUUAUCUGCUAUAUACUUGACACAACCAAGUGAUUUUGGUAUUCACUGUAAGCUUGGGCUCGUUCGUCAUUUACAUUCUUCAGCUUAACGAGUAAGUGUCUCGCGAUGUCGAGAGAUUGGAGUGCCCUAACGCCUUCAUCAGAGUGUUGUGUCAUUCAUUUCUUUUUAUUCAUUUAAUUUCUUUUAAUCCAUUCAUUUCAACAUGCUUUCACUGCUUCAUCUUUCUGUGUGCAAAAUAAGUGUCUUAUCAAAACAGAGUGAAAUCAAAUGUUGACUGUAUGGGCAGUCGUUAGCAGGUUUAUAUUCAGGGGCUUCUUUUCACAUGGUAGUACUGUCCACUUCUGCUACAUUAGAUAAGUUUUAACGCGGCAAUAUCUCUUAUGAGCAUUUUGGGGGAGAAAUCGCCUCGAACCCCUGUGUAUGUUUUUCCCCUCAUCACUACACAAUG
Messenger RNA from Lytechinus variegatus (green sea urchin), 956 nucleotides. RefSeq names its product calcium-activated potassium channel subunit alpha-1-like. The transcript has 3 exons. Bases 149 to 541 code for a protein of 130 amino acids. NCBI's taxonomy places the organism in Eukaryota, Metazoa, Echinodermata, Echinoidea, Temnopleuroida, Toxopneustidae. The record is from RefSeq and is a predicted model, not a curated record.